GGGCUCGGGAAAGGAGUCGGAACCAGCUCAGGCUCAAGUUAAGUCUUCCUCAAGAGAGGUGACCCUGGUUUCUGUGGUGACCCGGUUUCUGCUGUAGACAGGGCCCACCCCGCAAUACAGGAGGACCUAUGGUGUGGCGGAGCCCGUUCGGGCGGCAGCGGAGGCGGAGGCGGCCCGGCUUGAGGGGCGCUCGUUGUGCCAGGGCCAUGGCCCCGCGGCUGCAGCUGGAGAAGGCGGCCUGGCGCUGGGCGGAGACGGUGCGGCCCGAGGAGGUGUCGCAGGAGCACAUCGAGACCGCCUACCGAAUCUGGCUGGAGCCCUGCAUCCGCGGCGUGUGCAGACGAAACUGCAAAGGAAAUCCAAAUUGCUUGGUUGGCAUUGGUGAGCAUAUUUGGUUAGGAGAAAUAGACGAAAAUAGUUUUCAUAACAUCGAUGAUCCCAAUUGUGAGAGAAGAAAAAAGAACUCAUUCGUGGGCCUGACGAACCUGGGAGCCACUUGUUAUGUCAACACAUUUCUUCAAGUGUGGUUUUUAAACUUGGAGCUGCGGCAGGCGUUGUACUUGUGUCCGAGCACCUGUAGUGACUACAUAAUGGGAGAUGGUGUCCAAGAAGAGAAAGAUUAUGAGCCUCAGACAAUUUGUGAGCAUUUGCAAUACUUGUUUGCUUUAUUGCAAAACAGUAAUAGACGAUACAUUGAUCCAUCUGGAUUUGUUAAAGCCUUAGGGUUGGACACUGGGCAACAGCAGGAUGCCCAAGAAUUCUCAAAGCUUUUUAUGUCCUUAUUGGAAGAUACUUUGUCUAAACAAAAGAAUCCAGAUGUGCGGAACAUCGUGCAGCAGCAGUUCUGUGGGGAAUAUGCUUAUGUAACUGUCUGCAAUCAGUGUGGCAGAGAGUCUAAGCUUUUAUCAAAGUUCUAUGAACUGGAAUUAAAUAUCCAAGGCCACAAACAGUUAACAGAUUGUAUCUCAGAAUUUUUAAAGGAAGAAAAAUUAGAAGGAGACAACCGAUACUUUUGUGAAAAUUGUCAAAGCAAACAGAAUGCCACGAGGAAGAUCCGGCUUCUUAGCCUUCCCUGCACUUUGAACUUGCAGCUGAUGCGCUUUGUCUUUGACAGGCAAACUGGGCAUAAAAAAAAGCUGAAUACCUACAUUGGCUUCUCAGAAAUUUUGGAUAUGGAGCCUUAUGUGGAACAUAAAGGUGGGUCUUACGCCUAUGAACUCAGUGCAGUCCUCAUACACAGAGGAGUGAGUGCUUAUUCCGGCCACUACAUCGCCCAUGUGAAAGAUCCACAGUCUGGGGAAUGGUAUAAAUUUAAUGAUGAAGAUAUUGAAAAGAUGGAGGGGAAGAAAUUACAACUAGGGAUUGAGGAAGAUCUAGCAGAACCUUCUAAGUCCCAGACCCGAAAACCAAAGUGUGGCAAAGGAACGCAUUGCUCUCGAAAUGCAUACAUGUUGGUUUAUCGACUGCAGACACAAGAAAAGCCCAACACGAUGGUUGAAGUUCCAGCCUUUCUUCAAGAGCUGGUAGAUCGGGAUAAUUCCAAAUUUGAGGAAUGGUGUAUUGAAAUGGCUGAGAUGCGUAAGCAAAGUGUGGAUAAAGGAAAAGCAAAACACGAAGAGGUUAAGGAGCUGUACCAAAGGUUACCUGCUGGAGCUGGUCUGUAAGAUAUUCUAGGACAGCACUGUUGUCAUUAAGUGCCUUGUGUUGUUUAUGUUCACAAAAAAUGUAUCUGAGCAGACUUUUUCCUGCCCUUUCUAUACCCCACUUAAGCAGUUUAUACGUUUGAAAUUACUAUGUAAUCCAGUAAUAACAUGAUGUGUAGCAUUCCCUACAGUUCUCAUUAACAUGUACUUUAAAAUUGGGAAGCUGUUAAUAAAUUGUAAGGUGUAGGCCAGCACUUUGCAGGCGUGACUUCUGUAGAUUUUUCCACUUGGUGAGAUACGCAUUUGUUUCUUUAAAAUUAUCUAAUUGCAUUACUCUGGAAGCAGUUUGUCUGUUUUUUUUUUUCUUUGCAUAUUUUGUGCCCUACUAGUAUUAAUAGGCAUAUUUUUUAUGAGUAUGAUUUUUAUAGUAUUUGAUUAACUUGAAAUUUAUUACCAAAUGUUACAAGGGGAGUAGAAUAGUUUUUUGUUCAUUGAUUUCUUUAGAUUAGUGCACAUCCUUUUUUUACUGUUUAUCCAAAUGUAUGCAGUGUCUCAAAAAGGAAACCAACCUUUUGAAGGCUAACAUGCCUUUGGUUAUAAGUUAUGUUUGUCAUUUCACAGACAUGAGUUCCCCAUAUCUAAUUGUAGCUGAUGGAAGACAACUCAGUUCUAGGCAGCUUGCACUUAUGGUUUUCUCUUUUUGAUCUCUUUAAUUUUUCAACUACAGUUACACCUUUAAACAAAGAUGAUUACAAAUUGCCUUAACAAUAGCUUUUUAAAAGUCUUUCUAGGGGUUAGGGUUUAGCUCAGUGGAAGAGCUCUUGCCUAGCUUGCGAAAGCCCCUGGGUUCAAUCCCCAGCACCUUAAAAAAAAAAGUUCUUAAAAAAAAAAGUUCUUUUCAAACUGCUUCUUCAUUUGAUUCUGACCCUUCUUUGUAACCUGUUACUUGAACGCUGUUCGAGGGUUGGGAUUAUCCUAAAGAAUUGGACUGAUAAUUCAACAGGAAAUUAUUUGGAAAGGAACCCAUGAUUCACACCUAAAUUUAUCCGCCUUGUUCAAAGGAGUUGGGACCUAGAAAUCUGUUUUCUGAACUUGAUUCACAGUUUCCUGAAUUCUGCACAAGAGAAAAAGACUUCCUGGAUCUAAAGUGACAUGCUGUUGUGAGGGCUGGGGGUGUAGCUCAGUGGUAGACUGCUUACCUGGCUCGCAAGAGGCCCUGAGUUCGAUUCCAGCACUAAACAAAGAAAAAAGAAAGAAAGAAAGAAAUGCUGUGAAUAUUGUGAACCACUCUAUAAAGUAUACGGUCCAAAGAUGUUAUAUGUCAAAUUAUCACUGUGCUUCCCAUGGCUGUUUUAGUUAGUGUAUAAGAACCUGUGCUUAUGUUUUUAGAGUAUUUCUCCAUGUUAUCUAUACUUUUAUCAACUACAAGGUUUAUAUAUAUAUUUUUGUCCAUUAGUAAUAAUUUGCAUUGUGGGAAGUUACGUUGUCCUUAAAAUGAUGUAAAAAUCUCAAAGUCAGUGACCAUGGUUUUAUGCUGCCAAAGUCUUCCUUAUGCAUUUUCUAAAUCUUUGUGAACAUAUUUUUUAAAGGGCCAAUUAUCCUAACAUCUGAGGAUAUGAAUCCUUUGGCUCUUGUUAUUUAAUUAUUUAGUUUGAGACAUACUUAAAUUAUUUCUAGGUAAAGUGUUUCAAAUAUUUUUGGUACUGUGACUGUUCAAAUAUCUUUGAUACUGUGAUUGUUCUAGACUUGUAUCUUUCCAAAAGAAAAUUUGUUGCAUUCAAAAAGAAUUUUUUUUUUUUUAAACUUUGGUUUAGAGGGUUUUUUUUUGGGUUUUGUUUUGUUAUAUCUCCCUUCAGUAAAUGUUUUUUACUUCUGGUUCAAGCACUGAGAUGACAUACAGUCUGGUAUCCUCACCUUGACCAUGAGAGUGGAUUCCUUCCUGGGAGUUGGCUGCAUGCCUUUGGAAGGCAAUACCUUAGCAGUUGACUGAAUGAAAAAUACUAGGGGCCACCUUUGAGGGCUUUGCUACUGAGUCUUUUUUUAGGGAGAGAAACAUUUGUAGUAUAAUAAUUUUGCCACAAGCAAAGUCUGUCUUGUGUAAAUAAGCCUUGUGCUGUACCCCUGUUCUCAAGGACACUCUUGGAGAGAUCCAUACAGUUCUUAAAAGUAAAUUGAAAAUGGAAAGA
This is a messenger RNA of Ictidomys tridecemlineatus (thirteen-lined ground squirrel), 3829 nucleotides long. The record is from RefSeq and is a predicted model, not a curated record. Lineage: Eukaryota; Metazoa; Chordata; Mammalia; Rodentia; Sciuridae.